CAGUUGUCUCCCCUGUCUCUAACUCUGUGUCCAAAAAAACUAGUGAAACUCUUCUGUAAAUAAAUCGUCUUCAGCCAUCGCGAACGUACUGUUUUUGACCCAUGAAGGAAUCCGUAGAAUCUCGCGAUACCCACAGGUCGCGGGAACUCUCUGAUGGCUUCUCCUGUUCUUAAUCGCGGGGUUCUGGCCUAAGGAAAACGAUGGCAUGUGUUCUCUUUCCCUGGUAGAAGUGACAUUCGUUUCCUUUUGACAACUUUAAAGCUAUUUGAAAGUGUUUAUGUGGAUAACAAAAUGAAUAUCAAAGCAGGUUGUUUUUUCUGGAAUUUCAGACAAUUCAGUACUUUGGUUCUAACAAGCAGAACUGUGAGGCUAGAUCCUUUGCGAUUUUGCAGAUCAAAAAUUGUUUAUCCAAACUGGAACCCAAGAAACCUUCUCUUAAAUGACCUGGAUAAUGGAAUGCAAUCUUCUGUUAGAUAUUUGUUUCAGGAUGUGUUACUUUCUAAAUCAGGAGAUGAUGGCCUUCAAACAAAGAGGCUAAGCACUGUACCAGUCCUUACAGUUGACAGAUCACUUUGCCCUAGAAGACUGUCUUUUGACUCAAAAUACUCUGUCUCUGAUGCUACAUCUGAUAAUGAGUUGAAGAAGAUAAACUUUCAUCAUGAGGUCUCCAAUGAAGAUCUUCUCACUAAGGAAACAAAACCAACCCCUGUCAACUAUAGAAAACUGGCUCAGGUGUGUAAUUCCCUGAGUGAUGUGUUAGAUACAUUUUCAAAAGCACCUACAUUUCCUAGUAGCAACUAUUUCUCAGCAAUGUGGACAAUUGCCAAAAGGAUGUCUGUUGAUCAAGAGCGCUUUGAAAAGCAACUGAUGUUUAACCAUCCUGCGUUUAGCCAGCUGUGUGAACACAUGAUGAGAGAAGCCAAGAUCAUGCGCUGUGAUGACCUGCUCUUCAGUUUUCAUGCUAUGGUGAAGCUUGGAAUCCCUCAGAAUACUCUUCUGAUGCAGACUUUAUUGAGGGUUAUCCAGGGGCGUAUCAAUGAGUGUGAUGAAAAAUGUCUUUCAGUUCUGUCAACUGUUUUAGAGGCAAUGGAGCCAUGCAAGAAUGUAGAUGUUCUUCGAGCAGGAUUGCGGAUUCUAGUUGAUCAGCAAGUUUGGAAAAUAGAACAUGUCUUUACAUUGCAAACCAUGAUGAAAUGUAUUGGAAAAGAUGCACCUGUUGCUCUUAAAAGGAAACUGGAGAUGAAAGCCUUGAAGGAAUUAGGCAGAUUUUCUAUUUUGAAUAGCCAGCGCAUGUUUGAGGUACUAGCUGCCAUGAAUCACCGUUCUAUUAUACUCCUGAAUGAAUGCAGUAAGAUGGUCAUGGAUAAUAUUCAUGGAUGUCCUUUUAAGAUAUUGGUUAGCAUAUUGCAGUCAUGCAAAGACCUCCGAUACCGUAAUGUAGAUCUCUUCAAGGGAAUAGCAGAUUAUGUGGCUACAACUUUUGACAUCUGGAAGCUGAAACAAGUUCUCUUUCUCCUCAUUUUGUUUGAAAACUUUGGCUUUCGACCUAUUGAAUUGAUGGACUUGUUUAUGAAGAAAGUAGUGAAUGAACCCAAAUCCUUAAACAUGAAAAGCGUUGUGUCUAUUCUUCAUGUAUAUUCUUCUCUCAAUCACUUCCACCAAUGUCAGAACAAAGAGUUCCUAGAUGUUAUGGCUAGUGCUCUGACCAGUUGUCUUCACCAGAUACCUUCUGAAAACCUGUUGAAUGCUGUAUGUUCAUUUUGCUUGAUGAAUCAUUUCCCCCUGGCUCUUGUUAAUCAGCUUCUCCAAAAGGACAUCAUUAGUGAGCUGCUGAUGUCAGGUGAUGUAGAGCGGAAUGUUUACAAGCUUCAUAUUUUGGAUACUUGUCUAAAAUUUGAUGAUACUCCUUAUCACAAGUCCAUAGACUUAUCACUGCCACAGCAGCCAUCAGCACCAUUAAAUCCAAAUACAAGGGUUGAAGAGGUGCUAAGCAGUGUUCUGGGAGGUGAAGGAUACUUUUCAAAAAAUGUACAGUUGCCACAUAAUUAUCAUAUUGAUUUUGAAAUCAGAAUGGAUACCAACAGAAGUCAACUGUUUCCAUUUUCUGACACAGAUGUGGUCUCUUCUGCAGAUAUUCAAAGAGUAGCUGUGCUUUGUGUUCCUGGAUCUGCUUACUGUUUGGAUUCAGUCCACCCCAGAGGAUUUCUUGCUAUGAAGAUACGGCAUUUGACUGUAAUGGGUUUUCAUGUGAUCUUGGUCAAUAAUUGGGCGAUUGAAAAACUAGAGAUGGAGGAUGCAGUCACAUUUUUGAAGACUAAAAUCUAUUCAACCGAAGCCCUUCUGACUGCUGAUGUAAAUGUGCAAGGGACAUGUUAAAGUAAAAACCAACCUUUUCAUAUUAGGAAAGAUGAACUUGUAAAAAUUACUUUAAUAAAGACUACAAUUCAGAGUCAAUGGAAUUCACUUGGCAGCUCACUGUAA
This is a messenger RNA of Choloepus didactylus (southern two-toed sloth), 2481 nucleotides long. It is a transcript of the gene FASTKD2, whose product is annotated as FAST kinase domains 2. Gene Ontology annotation, biological process: regulation of mitochondrial mRNA stability; mitochondrial RNA processing. NCBI's taxonomy places the organism in Eukaryota, Metazoa, Chordata, Mammalia, Pilosa, Megalonychidae. The coding region runs from base 292 to 2376 and encodes 694 amino acids. The record is from RefSeq and is a predicted model, not a curated record. The transcript is spliced from 12 exons. Gene Ontology annotation, cellular component: mitochondrial matrix; ribonucleoprotein granule. Gene Ontology annotation, molecular function: RNA binding.